This is a messenger RNA of Tetrahymena thermophila SB210, 1254 nucleotides long. RefSeq names its product transmembrane protein, putative. Lineage: Eukaryota; Ciliophora; Oligohymenophorea; Hymenostomatida; Tetrahymenidae. The record is from RefSeq and is a predicted model, not a curated record. The transcript has 7 exons.
AUGGCAUAAAAUAUAAAAAAUACACAAUUCGAUUUACAAAAGCAGAAUAUUAUGAAUUAUAGUUAAGUUAUUUCAAAUGAUCUUUAAAGCUAUAAAUUAGCUAAGUUUGUAUCUCAAAAUAAUAAGAUCAGAUGUUUAAAUUUGGAUAUAAUUGAGAUAUCUGAAAAAUCAAAAUUAAUAUUAUAGUAAGCAUUUAGUUUAGUCUUGAGCGUAGAAAACCUUUAGACAUAAAUUAGGAAAAAUGAAGAUUUGAAAAUCUUUAUCGAUUUAUUUUAAAACCAAAGUUUAGAUAUUGAAUCAAUCAAAAUAUUAAAAUUAACUUUGAACUCUUUUGUAAUAAGUUAAGAUCUUUCAAAUAAACUAUGUAAUUUUAUUGAUAGUUUAAGAAGAUUAUCUAGUUUAACAUUAAUAGUUGAGCUCCAAACACCUUGUUAAUUUUUGUAGAGUCUUGAAAACUCCUUACAAAGCAAGAGACUAAAAUAGUUAAAAUUAUUUUUAAGCAGUUUGAAUAUAUAGUUGACUCCAUAAAAAAUAAGAAAAUAAACUAUCUUCAUAUGCCAUUAAAAUACUCAUGGCUAUCUAAUAUAUAGAAGACUAAAACAAAACAAUCAAUUUAAAAAAAUUGUAAACAUUUAGUUGUUGCUAGAUGGAAUUAAUGAUUUAAAAUAUAAAUAUGAAAAGCAAAUUAUUUAUUUAUUUAUUUAUAUUUAAUGUAACCUUAAUUAAUUAUUUGAAUAUGUUAAUUAUAGUACUCCACAUAUCAAAAUAUUAUGCAUUAUUUAUUUUGAAAGGUAUUAUGGAAUGAAUUACAAAACUUAUAAAAAAUAUUUUAAUUUUUAUUUCUCUAACAAGAAUUAAUAAAUUUAUUUCUAAUUUCUAAAAAACUAAUUUCUAUUUUAUUUUUUGAUAAUAUUUUUUACAAAUAUUUGUGGUAAUUAAUAUAAAAUAAAUGAAAAAAAAAAAUAAAUAUUUGAUAUAUUUUAAUAAUAAUAUUUAAAAUUUAAUUAAUAUAAUACCUGGUAAUUUUUUUAAAGGAUAUAACAAGUAUUUUAAGCAAUUAUUUUCAUUUUUUAUGAUACAUUUUUAUAAAUUACAAUUUAGCUUCAAAAAAGAGAAAAGAGUCCUUUUAAAUUAUUAGUUUAAAGUCAUUCAAUAAUAUACUUGUUAAAAAAUAUCAAAUAUGGAAAAUUAAUUGAAAAUCAGCAAUUUUGCUUAAAAUAAGUUAAAUAAUUUUUAUUUUUUGAAUUAUUAUGA